AAAAAAAAAAAAAAAAAGAAGACAUCCCUCCGUGCCUGCACUGCACAGCAAAGACACGCGGCAAUCGUCUAGUCUCCUCUACAACCCUUCCUUCUUUCAGCCUCUCUACCACGAACUUUCUCGAAACCAGCAGUACGGGAAUCUCCUUCCCCAACACAGAGCUCUAGCGAAAACACAUCCAUUUCAUUCGUCUCCUUCUCAUCAGUCACAUAAAUGCCGGCGCCAAAGAACCGAAAGGUGGCCAUUGUUGGCAGUCGUUCUGUUGGCAAAUCAUCAUUGGCAGUCCAGUUCGUAGACGGCCACUUCGUUGACAGUUAUUACCCUACUAUCGAGAAUACCUUCAGCAAAACGAUUCGCCACAAGGGACAGGAAUUUGCGACAGAAAUUGUCGAUACUGCAGGACAGGAUGAAUACAGCAUUUUGAACUCAAAACACUUCAUCGGCAUCCACGGCUACAUGCUAGUCUACUCGGUGUCGUCUUUACCGUCCUUUGAGAUGGUGCAAGUAAUCCGCGAGAAGAUUCUGAAUCAUUUGGGUACCGAAUCAGUCCCUAUAGUCAUCGUCGGUAACAAGAGCGAUCUCCGUCCCGAGCAGCGACAAGUCAGCGCAGAGGAAGGCAAGAGGGUAGCAGAGAAGAUUCAAUGCGGAUGGACCGAGGCUAGCGCACGAUACAACGAGAAUGUCGGAAAGGCCUUUGAUAUCUUGAUUGCUGAGAUUGAAAAGGCCCAAAAUCCAGGCGAGACGGCAGAGGGGGGCAAAUGCAUUCUCAUGUAGGAAAUUAGAGAGAUCACUACAUCAAUUACACUUAUUCUCAAACCCA
This is a messenger RNA of Colletotrichum phormii, 820 nucleotides long. RefSeq names its product ras family protein. The record is from RefSeq and is a predicted model, not a curated record. Bases 214 to 774 code for a protein of 186 amino acids. Gene Ontology annotation, molecular function: GTP binding; GDP binding; GTPase activity. Gene Ontology annotation, biological process: small GTPase-mediated signal transduction. Lineage: Eukaryota; Fungi; Ascomycota; Sordariomycetes; Glomerellales; Glomerellaceae. Gene Ontology annotation, cellular component: plasma membrane. The transcript has 4 exons.